Molecule: messenger RNA, 1122 nt
Organism: Cylicostephanus goldi
Lineage: Eukaryota; Metazoa; Nematoda; Chromadorea; Rhabditida; Strongylidae
Source: the annotation of a GenBank genome assembly
AUGAUAGCCGGUGUCCGGCAGAUUCUGCUACUUUCUGUUGUGACGGAAUUAACAGCCUACCUUCCGAUUCCAAUAGAAAUUCCCUUCGUUCCGGUCUCAUUCAUAGUGGGUGCCAACCCACCUAAACCUUCCACAAAUGGUCCAACAUCGUCCAUGAGUGUGCCACAGAUCGUUCGUUACUGGGGCUAUCCGCUAGAAGAGCAUCGAGUUGUCACUUGCGAUGGUUACGUCCUCACUUUGCAUCGGAUACCCCAUGGACGAGUCCACAACCGAAACCCACCCGCAAAUCGACCGGUGGUGUUUCUCCAGCACGGAUUACUCUGCUCCAGUUCCGCAUGGCUGCUCAAUGCGCCAGAUCAGUCGGCUGGUAAUUUGAAAUAUUUUUCUGAAUCGAAUAUGGACCAAAAUAAAUGUUACCCAGGUUUUCUCUUCGCUGAACACGGUUAUGAUGUUUGGCUCGGUAAUAUGCGUGGUAAUGUUUAUUCAAAACAACACAGGACUCUUAACAGCGAUUCAGCCGAUUUUUGGAGGUUCAGUUGGGAGGAGAUGGCCAAAUACGAUCUACCAGCCAUGAUCAACUAUGUUCUAAACAGAACCGCUCAAAGAUCUUUGUAUUACGCUGGACAUUCGCAGGGAACAUUGACGAUGUUGGCAAAGCUUUCAAAAGACCGAUUGUUUGCGCAAAAGAUUAGAAAGUUUUUCCUUCUUGCUCCGGUCUAUCGAAUGUCUCAUGUCAAAGGAUUCUUCUACAACUUUGGGCAGAACUAUGAACGUCUCAAGGAAGUUUAUCGCUAUUUUGGGGACAAUGAAUUCUUUUCGGCCAAUAUCUUCAGCCGACUUGUCACAGAAAACCUUUGUGAAGAUCCUCUUAGCACUGCUUUUUGCGAGGAAUUCAUCUACUUGGUUGCGGGACCAGACAGUAAUCAGCUGGAUAAGGUGGGUGAAGAAAUCGUCAACAAGUUUUCAAUAAUUACUUUCCAGGGCAAGCUUGGUGUUUAUGUGGCGAAUAUGUUGGCUGGGACCUCUACCAGAAAUAUGAUGCACUAUUCGCAAAUGGUUCAUGAUCAGAGAAUGGCGUCGUUCGAUAUGGGAAUUGGCGAAAAUUUGAGGGUUUACGGACAG